This is a messenger RNA of Fusarium vanettenii 77-13-4, 1218 nucleotides long. RefSeq lists its product as uncharacterized. Lineage: Eukaryota; Fungi; Ascomycota; Sordariomycetes; Hypocreales; Nectriaceae. The transcript has a single exon. The record is from RefSeq and is a predicted model, not a curated record. The coding region runs from base 1 to 1218 and encodes 405 amino acids.
AUGGCUCUGUCAAUCCUCCCGACACAAGCAGAUAUUCGCAGCCGGGUCGUCCGAGUGCAAAAUGCAAUCAAGGGGGCCGGAAUGGAUCUUCUCGUGCUCCACGGCACAGCGAACCACCGCUUCUUCACCGGACUCGAUGGCCUGCCGGAUGUAAGGCCUAUUUUCCUCGUCAUACGGCCCAACGCUGCGCCUGCGUUCAUCUCACCCCGAAUCGAAGCCCCCAUCAUCCGCACGAAAUGCACCCAAGAGAUCGUGGCUGAAUGGGGUGAUUGGGACGAGCCGGGAAUGUACCGAUCGUUCGGUGAUGCCCUUGCCUCAUACAUUCAAAAAGUGGCUCCAAAGGCUGCCAUGAUCGGUCUUGAUUCCAAUACCGUCACGGCAGCUAAUCUUGAGUUACUCAAGAACAAGCUGGCGUCAGCAGACAUUGUGGACGCCUCUACCUUGAUCAGUCAAGUUCGCCGCGACGGCGAUGCGGCACAAACCAGGAUUCUCAGAAGCUGUGCUGAUGUUGCUGCUCAAAAGUUCAAGGGAGCUCGGGAGGCCACUGCUCCUGGUGUCCCGGAGUGGAGAGUUGCUCUCCGCGGCUACACUGCUGCCGUGGAGCAGGCAUCCAAGUAUCUCGAGGGUGACGAGAACAACUCGCCGCUCGGCUCCAGCUUCACUGUCGUUGGUAGCGGCCGCAUCCGUUCGGCGCAUGCCCAUUCCGUGGCCUCGAACCGUAUCAUGAGGGAUGGUGAGCUUGUUCAGAUCUGCUGCUGCACCCCUACACUGGUUGGACACGACAUGUGUUUCGACCGUCCUAUCGCAGUGGGCACCAAGGAGCUUCCUGAGGAUGUUCUCAAUGUACUCAGCGCCGCGCGUGAGGCUUCAGCAGCGGCGUGGAAGGUGGUUCGCGCAGGAGUAAGAGCAGAAGAGGUUCACGCUGCCGCAGCGGAAGUCAUUGCACGUCGCGGAUUUACCGAGGGCAUGCAGCACGGAACGGGUCGUUCUAUCGGAUGCGGUGGUGUUGGAUUCCGUAUCAUGGAGGGCGAGCAGACUGUGCUUCAAGAGGGCGACGUUGUCGGCAUCGAGCCAGGUGUUUACCAGUACGGCGUGGGGGGUGCUCGCUACGGCGACACGGCCCUUGUGACGACCAAAGGAUGCGAGAUGCUCACGCCGUUUGAUCUGGGAAGGGACAUCCAAGCAGACCAGGCUGCGAUUCGACGUGCUAGAAUCUAA